Molecule: messenger RNA, 444 nt
Organism: Rangifer tarandus platyrhynchus (Svalbard reindeer)
Lineage: Eukaryota; Metazoa; Chordata; Mammalia; Artiodactyla; Cervidae
Source: the annotation of a GenBank genome assembly
AUGAUUGUUUUAAAGAGCAGUGGCUGUCUUGAACAUGUACUUGGCUGCCUCAGGUGCAGGAGGCACAACUAUAUACUGGACUACUGCUUGAGAGCCCACGCUGCUCCUGUGUGGGGAUCCCAGCUCCUGUGGGGGGUCCUGGUUCCUGGACUGGGGGUCCCAGCUCCACAGUGGCUUCACCAAGUCAGCCUUAGAAGCGCAGGGAGCACAAAGUUCCCGCCAGACUCAGUCCCUUUCUUGUCGCUGGAAGUUAGAGCUGCAUCAGUCUGCCAGCCUUUCGUACUCCUUCCCAAUUUAUCUCUAAUGACAAUAAUGUCAAUUUACCAUCACGUAACAACACCUAAUAAAAUCCUGGUACAUUUAAUCCCAGCUGUAUCUGAGAUGAACCUCAAAGACAUCACCCUAAGUGAAAGAAGUCAGACAGAGAAGGCCACCCAUGCGUGA